This is a messenger RNA of Symbiodinium sp. CCMP2456, 990 nucleotides long. The record is from the annotation of a GenBank genome assembly. NCBI's taxonomy places the organism in Eukaryota, Dinophyceae, Suessiales, Symbiodiniaceae.
AUGCGAUUACUGGUUCUGAGACUCCACGCCUUCAUCACCGCUUUCCGUGGAGACUGGAAGGCCUUAUACCAGGUCUUUUGCUUCAAUCGGUAUGCCGACCGGGACGAGAUACGCUGGAUGUGCCGAGCUGCCAAAGGACUCACUGCUACAACAGAACCUAUGGCAUUCACAAACAUCAACCCUGACGCGGCUUACUGGGAGACGAUGUUCCGCGAUCCUCCAUGGAGCUACACGCCUGCUUACGCUGGACUAGCAGGCUUCAAGCUCCAAUAUGUGCAACCGGAUUUGCUGCAUGUGUGGCACCUUGGCACCGGCCGUGAUUUUGCGGCGAGUGUUAUCGUCUACAUCAUACGACACAAGCUGGAAUGUCGUGGUGUGUUCGCUGGUACUAACAUGAAGGAUCGACUCGAAGAUGCUACUUCCCAGCUCAAGGCCUUUGCCAGGCUUCACAAGUUACCUUUGAAGAUGCACAAGCUGAGCAAGAGCAAACUUGCUUUGAAAACGAGAUUGUCUUAUCCAGAACUGAAGAGUUCGGGGUACGACACCUACGUUGUUUUGGAGUGGAUCCAAGACCUGUGCUCUCGCCACAGUGCCGUGCUGCCUGCAGACAUUUGCACUGCUACCUGGUGCGCCUCGCACAUUAUGAGUAUGCUGCACAAAGCAGGCCGCUAUCUCACUGUCGAUGAGCAGAGGAACAAGGAAUAUUUCGGGCAGCUCUUUCUGAGAUCUUAUGUUUCCUUGGCACAUCACUGCCUACAGCAUCAUGAGCAGCUCUUCCGACUUCGUCCGAAGUUCCACAUGUUAUGUCACAUUUUUCGGAGCUCCCUGCCCAGCCGAACAAAUCCAACCCAAUACAGCACUUGGAUCGACGAGGACGGGCUUAAGCGCUUGAUGAAAGUCUUAAGAAUGACAGAUGCUCGUACGGCGCCAAAGAGGCUACUGGAACGCUACUUGCUGGGAGUCAGGAGUGCAUGGGGCCAGAAAAGCUGA